AUGGUCACUGACCUGUGGGCAGAGAAGGACCGCAUCCACCUGCGGCUGGCCAACGGCAGGAGCGAGUGCGAAGGCCGCGUGGAGGUGUUCGACGGCAGCGGCUGGGGCACGGUGUGCGACGACGCCUGGGGCCUGAGUGAUGCCCGGGUGGUGUGCAGGCAGCUGGGCUGUGGCCAGGCUGUGGCAGCCCCCGGAAACGCUCGUUUUGGGCUUGGAUCCGGGCGAAUCCUCCUGGACGACGUGCAGUGCGGCGGCUACGAGUCCUCCCUGCAGGAGUGCCGGCACAACGGCUGGGGCGUGCACAACUGCGGCCACGGGGAAGAUGCCAGCGUCGUCUGUGCAGGCAUCCACCUGCGGCUGGCCAACGGCAGGAGCGAGUGCGAAGGCCGCGUGGAGGUGUUCGACGGCAGCGGCUGGGGCACGGUGUGCGACGACGCCUGGGGCCUGAGUGAUGCCCGGGUGGUGUGCAGGCAGCUGGGCUGUGGCCAGGCUGUGGCAGCCCCCGGAAACGCUCGUUUUGGGCCUGGUUCUGGGCGAAUCCUCCUGGACAACGUGCAGUGCGGCGGCUACGAGUCCUCCCUGCAGGAGUGCCGGCACAACGGCUGGGGCGUGCACAACUGCGGCCACGGGGAAGAUGCCAGCGUCGUCUGUGCAGACCACGAGGGCUGCCUUUGUCCGAGGCUGCAUCACGCAAACCCAUCGCGCAGCUACCGGGAGAGUCUCCCGGGGCUGUGCCACUGGCUAAAGAGUUCGGAACUGUCGCUGAGGCUGGUGAACGGGCAGAACAGAUGUCAGGGCCGCGUCGAAGUGUUUCACGGCGGAGCCUGGGGGACAAUCUGCGAUGACUCCUGGGACACGGCCGACGGCGACGUGGUGUGCGGCCAGCUCGGAUGUGGCAGAGCCGCCUCAGCGCCGGGGGAAGCUCAUUUCGGUGACGGCACAGGAGAAAUUCUCCUGGACGAAGUACAGUGCCGCGGGAAUGAAGCCUCCCUCUGGCAGUGCUCCCACAGCGGCUGGGCCAUCAACGACUGUCUGCACCAGGAGGAUGCUGGAGUCGUCUGCACAGCUUCCAUGAUGUCUGAAAUUCCUGAGUUGUCCCUGAGACUGGUGAACGGCCAGAACCGAUGCGAGGGCCGUGUUGAAGUCUACUACCAGGACAGCUGGGGAACCAUCUGCGACGACUCCUGGGACCUGAUGGAUGCCCACGUUGUCUGCAGCCAGCUGGGGUGCGGCAAGGCUAUUUCUGCCCCUGGAAAUGCCAAUUUUAGCCAAGGCUCAGGAAAUAUCCUGCUUGAUGAUGUGCACUGCAAAGGGAACGAGGCUCACAUCUGGGAGUGCCCCAGCAGAGGGUGGUUGGUGCAUAACUGCGUGCACCUAGAAGAUGCCAGCGCCGUUUGCUCAGCAUCCUCAGAAGAGCCCACAAGUUCAAUUUCUGCAUCAACAUUUACCACCGAGAAAGCUAUGACAGCUACCAUAGAACUGCUGACUUCUGCAUACAAAGAUUCUUCCUCUGUGCCCAGCUCCAGCCAGGGACAGGAGAUGCUGUCUGCUCCAGGGACCUCCACGACCCCCAGGGAAGAUACAUCUUUUGUGCCCACUGCCGUCACAGAAGAAAAUGUCACUUUCGUUUCCGAAAGCCCAACUACAGUUUACGAAACAACCUCUGAUUCCACAGAUUCCUCCUUUGCUUCCACCUCCACCAGAGAGGAAGGCAGGACACGAGAAAUCCUGACUACACCUCAGAAAGCUGUUGCAGAUUAUUUUACCACAGAAAUGGAUUACUUGAUCACAUCUGCCCCUGCCACAGAGAGCAGUGCACCAGCACCGACUCCAGAGUUACUCCCUGUGCUGAGUGAAGACAUGUCCCUGCGGCUGGUGGGCGGCGGCGGCCCCUGCUUGGGGCGCCUCGAGGUCUUCCACAACGGGAGCUGGGGCACCGUCUGCGACGACGACUGGGACCUGAGGGAUGCCGAGGUGGUGUGCAGGCAGCUGGGCUGCGGGGACGUCAUCUCGGCCCGCGGCGACGCCUUUUUUGGGGAAGGCGCCGGCCCCGUGCUCCUGGACGAGGUGGCGUGCACGGGCGACGAGGCCUCGCUGGCGCAGUGCUCUCACCAAGGGCUGGGCACCCACGACUGCCGCCACAAGGAAGACGCCGGCGUCGUCUGUGCAGUCCCCGUGGAGCCGACCACACCUGAAACAACAGGGUCUACAGAGCACCCAACAACGGCAACACCAGGUAUAUCUGGGGAGCGUCCCCGGGAAGGCCGUCUCCAAGGCCGCCGCCUGACCACGCAUCUUCCUCCGCUUCCCCCAGACAUGUCCCUGCGGCUGGUGGGCGGCGGCGGCCCCUGCUUGGGGCGCCUCGAGGUCUUCCACAACGGGAGCUGGGGCACCGUCUGCGACGACGACUGGGACCUGAGGGAUGCCGAGGUGGUGUGCAGGCAGCUGGGCUGCGGGGACGUCAUCUCGGCCCGCGGCGACGCCUUUUUUGGGGAAGGCGCCGGCCCCGUGCUCCUGGACGAGGUGGCGUGCACGGGCGACGAGGCCUCGCUGGCGCAGUGCUCUCACCAAGGGCUGGGCACCCACGACUGCCGCCACAAGGAAGACGCCGGCGUCGUCUGUGCAGUCCCCGUGGAGCCGACCACACCUGAAACAACAGACAUGUCCCUGCGGCUGGUGGGCGGCGGCGGCCCCUGCUUGGGGCGCCUCGAGGUCUUCCACAACGGGAGCUGGGGCACCGUCUGCGACGACGACUGGGACCUGAGGGAUGCCGAGGUGGUGUGCAGGCAGCUGGGCUGCGGGGACGUCAUCUCGGCCCGCGGCGACGCCUUUUUUGGGGAAGGCGCCGGCCCCGUGCUCCUGGACGAGGUGGCGUGCACGGGCGACGAGGCCUCGCUGGCGCAGUGCUCUCACCAAGGGCUGGGCACCCACGACUGCCGCCACAAGGAAGACGCCGGCGUCGUCUGUGCAGUCCCCGUGGAGCCGACCACACCUGAAACAACAGACAUGUCCCUGCGGCUGGUGGGCGGCGGCGGCCCCUGCUUGGGGCGCCUCGAGGUCUUCCACAACGGGAGCUGGGGCACCGUCUGCGACGACGACUGGGACCUGAGGGAUGCCGAGGUGGUGUGCAGGCAGCUGGGCUGCGGGGACGUCAUCUCGGCCCGCGGCGACGCCUUUUUUGGGGAAGGCGCCGGCCCCGUGCUCCUGGACGAGGUGGCGUGCACGGGCGACGAGGCCUCGCUGGCGCAGUGCUCUCACCAAGGGCUGGGCACCCACGACUGCCGCCACAAGGAAGACGCCGGCGUCGUCUGUGCAGUCCCCGUGGAGCCGACCACACCUGAAACAACAGGGUCUACAGAGCACCCAACAACGGCAACACCAGGUAUAUCUGGGGAGCGUCCCCGGGAAGGCCGUCUCCAAGGCCGCCGCCUGACCACGCAUCUUCCUCCGCUUCCCCCAGACAUGUCCCUGCGGCUGGUGGGCGGCGGCGGCCCCUGCUUGGGGCGCCUCGAGGUCUUCCACAACGGGAGCUGGGGCACCGUCUGCGACGACGACUGGGACCUGAGGGAUGCCGAGGUGGUGUGCAGGCAGCUGGGCUGCGGGGACGUCAUCUCGGCCCGCGGCGACGCCUUUUUUGGGGAAGGCGCCGGCCCCGUGCUCCUGGACGAGGUGGCGUGCACGGGCGACGAGGCCUCGCUGGCGCAGUGCUCUCACCAAGGGCUGGGCACCCACGACUGCCGCCACAAGGAAGACGCCGGCGUCGUCUGUGCAGUCCCCGUGGAGCCGACCACACCUGAAACAACAGACAUGUCCCUGCGGCUGGUGGGCGGCGGCGGCCCCUGCUUGGGGCGCCUCGAGGUCUUCCACAACGGGAGCUGGGGCACCGUCUGCGACGACGACUGGGACCUGAGGGAUGCCGAGGUGGUGUGCAGGCAGCUGGGCUGCGGGGACGUCAUCUCGGCCCGCGGCGACGCCUUUUUUGGGGAAGGCGCCGGCCCCGUGCUCCUGGACGAGGUGGCGUGCACGGGCGACGAGGCCUCGCUGGCGCAGUGCUCUCACCAAGGGCUGGGCACCCACGACUGCCGCCACAAGGAAGACGCCGGCGUCGUCUGUGCAGUCCCCGUGGAGCCGACCACACCUGAAACAACAGACAUGUCCCUGCGGCUGGUGGGCGGCGGCGGCCCCUGCUUGGGGCGCCUCGAGGUCUUCCACAACGGGAGCUGGGGCACCGUCUGCGACGACGACUGGGACCUGAGGGAUGCCGAGGUGGUGUGCAGGCAGCUGGGCUGCGGGGACGUCAUCUCGGCCCGCGGCGACGCCUUUUUUGGGGAAGGCGCCGGCCCCGUGCUCCUGGACGAGGUGGCGUGCACGGGCGACGAGGCCUCGCUGGCGCAGUGCUCUCACCAAGGGCUGGGCACCCACGACUGCCGCCACAAGGAAGACGCCGGCGUCGUCUGUGCAGUCCCCGUGGAGCCGACCACACCUGAAACAACAGACAUGUCCCUGCGGCUGGUGGGCGGCGGCGGCCCCUGCUUGGGGCGCCUCGAGGUCUUCCACAACGGGAGCUGGGGCACCGUCUGCGACGACGACUGGGACCUGAGGGAUGCCGAGGUGGUGUGCAGGCAGCUGGGCUGCGGGGACGUCAUCUCGGCCCGCGGCGACGCCUUUUUUGGGGAAGGCGCCGGCCCCGUGCUCCUGGACGAGGUGGCGUGCACGGGCGACGAGGCCUCGCUGGCGCAGUGCUCUCACCAAGGGCUGGGCACCCACGACUGCCGCCACAAGGAAGACGCCGGCGUCGUCUGUGCAGUCCCCGUGGAGCCGACCACACCUGAAACAACAGACAUGUCCCUGCGGCUGGUGGGCGGCGGCGGCCCCUGCUUGGGGCGCCUCGAGGUCUUCCACAACGGGAGCUGGGGCACCGUCUGCGACGACGACUGGGACCUGAGGGAUGCCGAGGUGGUGUGCAGGCAGCUGGGCUGCGGGGACGUCAUCUCGGCCCGCGGCGACGCCUUUUUUGGGGAAGGCGCCGGCCCCGUGCUCCUGGACGAGGUGGCGUGCACGGGCGACGAGGCCUCGCUGGCGCAGUGCUCUCACCAAGGGCUGGGCACCCACGACUGCCGCCACAAGGAAGACGCCGGCGUCGUCUGUGCAGUCCCCGUGGAGCCGACCACACCUGAAACAACAGACAUGUCCCUGCGGCUGGUGGGCGGCGGCGGCCCCUGCUUGGGGCGCCUCGAGGUCUUCCACAACGGGAGCUGGGGCACCGUCUGCGACGACGACUGGGACCUGAGGGAUGCCGAGGUGGUGUGCAGGCAGCUGGGCUGCGGGGACGUCAUCUCGGCCCGCGGCGACGCCUUUUUUGGGGAAGGCGCCGGCCCCGUGCUCCUGGACGAGGUGGCGUGCACGGGCGACGAGGCCUCGCUGGCGCAGUGCUCUCACCAAGGGCUGGGCACCCACGACUGCCGCCACAAGGAAGACGCCGGCGUCGUCUGUGCAGUCCCCGUGGAGCCGACCACACCUGAAACAACAGACAUGUCCCUGCGGCUGGUGGGCGGCGGCGGCCCCUGCUUGGGGCGCCUCGAGGUCUUCCACAACGGGAGCUGGGGCACCGUCUGCGACGACGACUGGGACCUGAGGGAUGCCGAGGUGGUGUGCAGGCAGCUGGGCUGCGGGGACGUCAUCUCGGCCCGCGGCGACGCCUUUUUUGGGGAAGGCGCCGGCCCCGUGCUCCUGGACGAGGUGGCGUGCACGGGCGACGAGGCCUCGCUGGCGCAGUGCUCUCACCAAGGGCUGGGCACCCACGACUGCCGCCACAAGGAAGACGCCGGCGUCGUCUGUGCAGUCCCCGUGGAGCCGACCACACCUGAAACAACAGACAUGUCCCUGCGGCUGGUGGGCGGCGGCGGCCCCUGCUUGGGGCGCCUCGAGGUCUUCCACAACGGGAGCUGGGGCACCGUCUGCGACGACGACUGGGACCUGAGGGAUGCCGAGGUGGUGUGCAGGCAGCUGGGCUGCGGGGACGUCAUCUCGGCCCGCGGCGACGCCUUUUUUGGGGAAGGCGCCGGCCCCGUGCUCCUGGACGAGGUGGCGUGCACGGGCGACGAGGCCUCGCUGGCGCAGUGCUCUCACCAAGGGCUGGGCACCCACGACUGCCGCCACAAGGAAGACGCCGGCGUCGUCUGUGCAGUCCCCGUGGAGCCGACCACACCUGAAACAACAGACAUGUCCCUGCGGCUGGUGGGCGGCGGCGGCCCCUGCUUGGGGCGCCUCGAGGUCUUCCACAACGGGAGCUGGGGCACCGUCUGCGACGACGACUGGGACCUGAGGGAUGCCGAGGUGGUGUGCAGGCAGCUGGGCUGCGGGGACGUCAUCUCGGCCCGUGGCGACGCCUUUUUUGGGGAAGGCGCCGGCCCCGUGCUCCUGGACGAGGUGGCGUGCACGGGCGACGAGGCCUCGCUGGCGCAGUGCUCUCACCAAGGGCUGGGCACCCACGACUGCCGCCACAAGGAAGACGCCGGCGUCGUCUGUGCAGUCCCCGUGGAGCCGACCACACCUGAAACAACAGACAUGUCCCUGCGGCUGGUGGGCGGCGGCGGCCCCUGCUUGGGGCGCCUCGAGGUCUUCCACAACGGGAGCUGGGGCACCGUCUGCGACGACGACUGGGACCUGAGGGAUGCCGAGGUGGUGUGCAGGCAGCUGGGCUGCGGGGACGUCAUCUCGGCCCGCGGCGACGCCUUUUUUGGGGAAGGCGCCGGCCCCGUGCUCCUGGACGAGGUGGCGUGCACGGGCGACGAGGCCUCGCUGGCGCAGUGCUCUCACCAAGGGCUGGGCACCCACGACUGCCGCCACAAGGAAGACGCCGGCGUCGUCUGUGCAGUCCCCGUGGAGCCGACCACACCUGAAACAACAGACAUGUCCCUGCGGCUGGUGGGCGGCGGCGGCCCCUGCUUGGGGCGCCUCGAGGUCUUCCACAACGGGAGCUGGGGCACCGUCUGCGACGACGACUGGGACCUGAGGGAUGCCGAGGUGGUGUGCAGGCAGCUGGGCUGCGGGGACGUCAUCUCGGCCCGCGGCGACGCCUUUUUUGGGGAAGGCGCCGGCCCCGUGCUCCUGGACGAGGUGGCGUGCACGGGCGACGAGGCCUCGCUGGCGCAGUGCUCUCACCAAGGGCUGGGCACCCACGACUGCCGCCACAAGGAAGACGCCGGCGUCGUCUGUGCAGUCCCCGUGGAGCCGACCACACCUGAAACAACAGACAUGUCCCUGCGGCUGGUGGGCGGCGGCGGCCCCUGCUUGGGGCGCCUCGAGGUCUUCCACAACGGGAGCUGGGGCACCGUCUGCGACGACGACUGGGACCUGAGGGAUGCCGAGGUGGUGUGCAGGCAGCUGGGCUGCGGGGACGUCAUCUCGGCCCGCGGCGACGCCUUUUUUGGGGAAGGCGCCGGCCCCGUGCUCCUGGACGAGGUGGCGUGCACGGGCGACGAGGCCUCGCUGGCGCAGUGCUCUCACCAAGGGCUGGGCACCCACGACUGCCGCCACAAGGAAGACGCCGGCGUCGUCUGUGCAGUCCCCGUGGAGCCGACCACACCUGAAACAACAGACAUGUCCCUGCGGCUGGUGGGCGGCGGCGGCCCCUGCUUGGGGCGCCUCGAGGUCUUCCACAACGGGAGCUGGGGCACCGUCUGCGACGACGACUGGGACCUGAGGGAUGCCGAGGUGGUGUGCAGGCAGCUGGGCUGCGGGGACGUCAUCUCGGCCCGCGGCGACGCCUUUUUUGGGGAAGGCGCCGGCCCCGUGCUCCUGGACGAGGUGGCGUGCACGGGCGACGAGGCCUCGCUGGCGCAGUGCUCUCACCAAGGGCUGGGCACCCACGACUGCCGCCACAAGGAAGACGCCGGCGUCGUCUGUGCAGCAACCCUUACUUGCCUACCUAAAUACAUGCGGGCAAUUAUUAAAAGAGCCUAUAUCAGUUCAAGAGGUUACUUUGCAUGGAAUAUUCACUUGAAUGACCCAAGAUGUAAGCCAGUGAUUACCAAUUACAACAUCAUGUUCCAUAUACCAUACAAUGGCUGUGGUACAAAAACAGAGAUUACCCGUGCAGCCAUCACCUAUUCCAACACUGUGGUCGGAUCCACUUUUGACAGCUUCAAUGACAGAAAUAUGAAUUCUCUGCUAAACUUUGCCUGCAAAAUAUACAGGAAUGACAAUACUGGAACAAUGCCCAAUAUUAAAGAGUCUCCAUACCUGGAAAAUCAGUCUAGACAAUACGUUGUCAAGUUUUCCUUUUAUGAUUCAUCAUCUUUUUCACAUGUGGUGAAGGCUUCACCAUACUAUAUUGACACAAACCAGGAUGUGUUUGUUCGUGCUACCCUCUACUGCCCAGAUCCAAAUCUGAUGCUAUCUACAGAUACAUGUGCAGUGUCUCCAAAUCGUUAUGACUUUACAACUACAACAUACGAUUUAAUCAGAGAAGGGUAA
Molecule: messenger RNA, 8478 nt
Organism: Dromaius novaehollandiae (emu)
Lineage: Eukaryota; Metazoa; Chordata; Aves; Casuariiformes; Dromaiidae
Gene: DMBT1
Product: deleted in malignant brain tumors 1
Exons: 47
Coding region: 1-8478 (2825 amino acids)
Cellular component (GO): membrane
Source: RefSeq, a predicted model, not a curated record